Messenger RNA from Hyaloperonospora brassicae, 714 nucleotides. The record is from the annotation of a GenBank genome assembly. NCBI's taxonomy places the organism in Eukaryota, Oomycota, Peronosporomycetes, Peronosporales, Peronosporaceae.
AUGCUUCGGUCCCUCUCGUUCCGCUUUGCUGUAGCCGUACGCCGUCGACAGGUUCGCCGCCACUUUGCAGCGCCACUCUCUGCUGCCACAUCUGCUGGUGACGAGGCGACUGCAGUCUUCGAGAACAAACAGCAGCAACAGCAGCAGCAGCAGCAGCAACAGCCACUCGCACUGGAGACGACGUGGGACAAGUUGGUCAUUGGUGAGAUCGUGGCCUUCCACCCGCACCCGCGAGCAGGUCGUCUGAGCGUCUGCAGCGUAAACAUUGGGGACGCGAACGACCUGCUGACGAUCGUCUGUGGGGCGACGAACAUUCGUGAGGGCGCGCGGGUCCCCGUAGCGACAGUGGGCACUCGACUGGUCGUGAGAGAGCCCGAGACGGGGGAGCUCCGGACGCUCAAGAUCAAAAAGGCCAAGUUCCGUGGCGAAGUGUCGCAGGGCAUGAUCUGCUCCGAGGCAGAGCUGGGGCUGGCGGACCAGAGCGACGGCGUUCUCGUCUUUGACACGAGCGACGCAGCCGCAGUUGUCGGUAGUCUCGUGUGCGAGCACGCAGCUCUCACGGGUCGUGUGGGCGCAGCACAGACACUGCCCCGGCAGGUAACUACUACUACUACUACUCCUACUACCACUGCAACAGCUCUUCGCUCGGAGGCAAUUGAGACUUCGUCUGGGUCUGAAGCUGUGGCGGUACUGCCCGCGAGGUGCACGAGGUAG